UUAACUGAUUAAGAAGUCUGGUUGAGUUUUUCUUGGCAGAAGGUUUUAUCUCUAUCAACAAUAAUGAAAAAUAGAGCAGCAGUCACUCUUGCACGCUUUUAACACUCUGAUUUAUUGCUGCACAUUGAUCUCUGACUCUCUGUGGGAUUCAGAAAAUUACGUUCAAUAUUGUAUAUUGAUUGGCUUAACUGGGAGGAGAGGUCCAUCCUCUUGUUUUUAAAGCUGUGAAUACUGUACAAAUAUUUUUUUGUUUUUUGUUUUUUUGCUUUUUAGCAGCAUCAAUGCAGUAGAGGACCUGCUCUGAUGCUCAGUGAUGUAAGAGAAAGGAAGUCAAACACCUAACAUGGCUAAUCCAGCUCUGGAAACUAGAGACACAGCUUAACUGAAUCAGAAGAGAGGGAUCAGACACCUGAAGAGAGAGAGCGGAGAUGGGAUACUAAAAGGGGGUGUGUCAAGCACCAUGUGUGUGUGUCCAUGCGAAAAGUAGAGAGAUGGGUAUGCGUGUGUGUGUUAGAGAGAGAGAGAGAGAGAGAGAGAGAGAGAGAGCACUAAAACACACAGGCACGCGCAAGCACAGACAGAAUCAAAUCUUUCCGCAGCAGGACGGCAGGGUGAAGGAUUACUCCUAUUUAAGACUCUUCAUCCAUGCUUCCCGUGAACCUGCGCAAGAUGUGAAAGUCAAAUGGAGACAGCCUGGUGACAUUGUGAGGUGUAACAUCUUUAGAGGAGUGUCAGCAUGACCCCUCAGAGAGAAGCGUUACUGCUGGUCUUCAGUUUCUCACUGUGUUGUAGUUUGUAUGCUGUAUCUUUAAAUAGAAAUGAAAGAGCUUGGGCCAGCACUGACCCAGAACCAUCUAGCAGCUCACCGUGGACGUUCCUACUGAGACAAAUGGACAAGACUACUCCAGCCAUUCUCAGUUUAUCCCCAAAUGCACUACAUUCAGAGGUGACUAGCAGAGACCUUGAGGUAGACCUUUUAGCUGAACAAAACCCCUAUGUCACAAUGGAGGAUCAUUUGUCAAGACUUCCAGCCACAAGAACACCAUGGAUCAAAUCUUUGACUUCCACUGAGACUGAAAUUCCUUCAGACAUCCAGAACGAUGAAGAGGGACCUCAAACGGAAGCCUCUGAUUGGCCAAAUUUUAGUAAGCAAGGAAAUACUGACCAAUCAUUUAAAUCUUCUCAGGCCUGGAGUACAGAGUCAAAGACACCUAUUGCUUGGAAUACAGAGACAAAGACACCUCAGAUUAAUGCUGAAACAAGAUUUCGCAACUAUCAGACACUGUGGAAGUCAUCUAGUGCUACCCAAACACCAUAUGCCAGAGGAACCUUAGAUGGUACCACUUUGCCAAGAGGGCUGAUAGACUAUCUGUGGCCAUCUGAGGAAACAAAGGAUUUGACAGAUGCUUCUACAGAUAGUCUGACAGAGCUGACACUCAAUAUGACAAGAGCUGACCCUGAAAGAGAGGAGCGUGAGGGUCUUGACCAAAUGAAAAAGGAACAAAAUGGCCAAUUGACCACCACUGUGAUCAAGGUCACUGGAACCUAUUCUGAAGCAGGUGGUGACUGGCGUGAGUCUUCCACACUUCCGGACUGCAACCUGGUUGGUACUGGGAUCUGUCAGUCACCUGACUCUUCGAAGAAUCACGCUUCUACUAACAACACUCUGUCCACUCCACCUCCUGUUUAUGAAACCACACCCCCUGGUGUCAUAACCCCACCCCUCGAAGCCCUGACUCCGCCUCUGUUAGUCCCUCUACUGACUGACUGGAAUGCUGCCAUGGCCACAUGGGGCCUGGCAUGGGAAUUGCAGGUAUACGGGCUCGGCUGUGUGUUCUCGCUUGUGGCUGUGCUGUCUGUGCUCAGCCUGAUGUGUUUGCCAUUGCGCUGGCCCUCUGGUUGUGCCCACUUUAGCCUCCUCCACCUUCUCCAGCUACUGACAGGUUCAAGCCGGGCUCUGUGGCUCCUCUACGAUCCAUAUGGCCAAAAAGAGCGACUUCCCGUAGUCUGGGCACGACUGCUACACGAAGCUGCCUAUCCCUGUCUUACGGCAUCAUUUGGCCUGCUGCUGCUACUGCUAACUGCUCGCUCUUGUACCCAGCUACUUUCCCAGAACACCCUGCAGCGCAGCACCUGCCUGUUGGCCGCCCUAGUACUGCUGCACGUAGCGAUAGUGAUGGCUUCCAUGGCAAUACUGCAACUUUUUCCCACCCUGCAAGUUGUGCCUCUAAUACCGCCUGCAGCCUUUGUCUUGAUGUCCUCUCUCCUGUCAUUGACGUACCUGCUUCUCUACUGCUGCGCCCGGCCAGACGUCAAGCACAUUUACCGGCUGAACGAGAGCUCUCCUGAGCGGCCAUCGUGCCACGCCAGCAGGUGUCCAUUUCACAGAGGCACAGAUGUGGGAAAGGGCGGCCAGGGCUGGGGUGUUCUCUGCCCUCUUUCUCUUAGCAUGUGGCAGUCUACGACUCUAUGCCAUGCUCAACGCUGGAGGGCUGACCGGUGGGGUCAUGGUUGGCCUGAUGCCCUGGCCCUGGUGGGGAUUCCAGCUCAGCUGCCGAGUUUGUGAAACAGGGGUAUGUCUCACCCUCGCUCUUGUAAUCA
Messenger RNA from Ctenopharyngodon idella (grass carp), 2601 nucleotides. RefSeq lists its product as uncharacterized. The record is from RefSeq and is a predicted model, not a curated record. The transcript has 4 exons. The coding region runs from base 737 to 2566 and encodes 609 amino acids. Lineage: Eukaryota; Metazoa; Chordata; Actinopteri; Cypriniformes; Xenocyprididae.